GGAAAGGGAAUUAAAAAAUAUUAAAAAAGAAAAAAAUGUUGAAAUCAAUAUGUUCAAAUAUACUGUUACUAACAAUGUUAUUAAAUGUUCAUUUAAUUGUUAAUACUAUGGAAUUAUCUUAUGAUGCUCUACGUAAUAAAAUAAUGGAAGCUGAACGUAUGUCAUCUUUGGGUGGUAAUCUCUGGCUAUCGUCAGCCGAAGAGAAAGCCAACAGCAUAUUAAUGAAUGCCAAAAAGGAAGAGAUAACUGAGGGUUUCAAAGAUCCCACCAAAUAUCCGCCAGCCAUGCAUUUCUUCCAGGGCAAACAGUAUUUACGCCAAAGUGAGGUCUUUCGCAUUAUACAAAAAAUGCCCAAGGGGGCUUUUUUACAUGGCCACAACAAGGGUAUGGUCAGUUCCAAAUGGGUUAUAGCCAAUCUAACAAAUUUAUAUAAUUUGUACACCUGCCGCGAUGUCAGUGGUUUGCUGAUAUUCACCUACGAUCAGAGCAAGUGCCAUAGUGAGGUGCAAAAUGUUUGUUUGGAACGUGUCAAUGCAGAGGAUAAGAGAUUGUAUGAAAAACAAUUGGAAAAGCAUAUAAAUAUGUACAGCAUGCAUCCGGAAUCUAUGAUCACUGAUCGCAGAAAGAUUUGGAAACGUUUUGAGAAUAUUUUUCAAACCGUUGACCAAUUGUACAAAUAUCAACCGGCAUUUUGUAAUUAUCAUAAACGUUUGUUGGAGGAGUUGUGUGAGGACAAUAUAAUUUAUGCUGAAAUAAGAGCAUCUUUAUCGCCGUUAUAUGGUGACAAUAAUGUAACCUUCAACUCUCUGGAAGUGGCCAACGAAUUGGAGAAAAUAGUGGAAAGUUUUAAAGUAAAACAUCCGGAUUUUAUGGGCAUGAAAAUAAUAUAUGCCAAAAGGAAUAAGGCCACAGUAGAUGAAAUGACACAACGUCUAACAACAUUCAAACAACUGCAUAAUGCCAAGCCGAAUUUUAUAAUAGGUUUCGAUUUGAUAGGACAUGAAGAUUCAGGAGAUCCAUUGCAUAAAUUUGCCAAUGAAUUGUCGGAUUUGCCGGCAACUGCACACUUUUUCUUUCAUGCUGGAGAGACUAAUUGGUAUGGACGCACUGAUUGGAAUAUGAUGGAUGCUUUGCUCUUAAAUACCAAACGUAUUGGACAUGCUUUCGCCUUGCCCAAACAUCCUCAAUUGUGGUCUACUAUUAAAAAACGUAAUAUAGCCAUUGAGGUAAAUCCCUUAUCAAAUCAAGUGUUGGGGUAUGUUUGGGAUUUGAGAAAUCAUCCGGCCGCAUUUUUAAUAGCCGAAAAUUUUCCCAUUGUCAUAUCGGCCGAUGAUCCGGGGGUGUGGAAUGCCAAGGGUUUGAGCUAUGAUUUCUAUUAUGCUUUUAUGGCUUUGGCACCAGCGGAGGCGGAUUUGAAAUUUCUUAAACAAUUAGCUUUAAAUUCAUUAAAAUAUUCCAUACUUACUUCCGAGGAACGUCGCAAAAUCAAUCGGAUUUUCCAAAAGAAAUGGGAGGAGUUUAUUUACAAUAUAAUCAAUAUGAAAUUUUAAUUUAAUAAAACUUAAUUUUAUUUUAUCAACUAAA
Molecule: messenger RNA, 1584 nt
Organism: Calliphora vicina (urban bluebottle blowfly)
Lineage: Eukaryota; Metazoa; Arthropoda; Insecta; Diptera; Calliphoridae
Gene: Adgf-D
Product: Adenosine deaminase-related growth factor D
Exons: 8
Coding region: 36-1550 (504 amino acids)
Biological process (GO): adenosine catabolic process; inosine biosynthetic process
Molecular function (GO): adenosine deaminase activity
Source: RefSeq, a predicted model, not a curated record